AUGGCUGCGGAAACCAAUAAACCCGAAAUUGAGAUCAUGGAACAGUGUAACAACGCCAAACAUGUUGAAGGCGCGACUGGAAUGGAAAUGGAGAAUGCCGUGGGUUAUAAAGAGUACCUCGAGGCGAGCAAUAUUGAGGGUUCAGACAAAGAGAUGAAGAGACUCAGGUGGAAAAUUGACUUAAUCAUCCUUCCCAUGUUUCUGGUCACACAGGCUCUACAGUUUAUAAACAAAACAUCGUUGAACUACGCAAACUUGUUUGGGUAUCAAAAGGCACUGGGUCUCAAGGGCAAGGAGUUCAAUUACCUCUCUGCAAUGGUUUACGCUGGUUAUUUUUUCGGUCAGUAUCCAUGUGGGUGGCUCAUUGGACGCUUUCCAGCCCAAAAGGUCCUCGCUAUUAGCAUACUUUGCUGGGGGUUUACCGUCAUCAUAAUGACCCAAGCGCGCACUUACUCUACCGCAUUGUUCGUCCGAUUUCUUAUGGGCUUGUUUGAAGCUGCAGUAACACCAGGGUUGACAUUGAUGACCGGAUUUUGGUACACGCGACGAGAAAUUCCGCUCCGUCAAUGCAUCUGGUACUCAUCACUUGGCUGGGGUGGUAUUAUUGGUUCCUACAUCUCCAUGGGCAUUUCCAAACUCCCCGUAGACAUGAAGCCUGAAAGAUGGGAACUCAUUUUCUACAUUCUUGGAGGAGCAACCUGUCUCUGGGCCAUUGUGAUUUGGAUAUUCAUGGCCGAUUCUCCAUCCAACGCCCAUUUCCUCAACCACCGCGAGCGCCUUCUCGCCGUCAAACGCGUUGCUGGCAACCAGACUGGAGUUAAGAACAAGCAUUUUGACAAGGGCCAAAUCGUCGCCGGUUUCACGGAUCCAAAGACGAUACUUCUUUUCAUUAGCGUCUUCGCAGCGGCCAUCCCUAACGGCGUAGUGAACUCAUUCUCCACAAUCAUCAUCCGCGAUAUGGGCUUCAGUGCCACUAAGACCACGGAGCUGAAAUCAGUCGGAGACGCGGUACAAAUCAUUGCACUAUUAAUUGGAGGAUCGGUCAUCCUUAACGUCCCAAACUCACGCCUAUUGACAGCAACCGUGGCAAACAUCCUUUGCACCAUUGCCGCAGCCUGCAUGGCCUACCUCCCCCGAUCCAAUACCUGGGGCCGACUCAUCAGUUUCUGGCUUGUAAACGCGCAAUCCGUCGGCUUCACUGUAUCGCUCACCACACUCUCCUCCAACAUGGCUGGAUAUACGCAUCGAUCGCUAGCCAGCGCCCUAGUUUUCACCGCGUACUGCUGGGGCAACUUUGCCGGUCCGUUUGUGGUGGAUGCAAAGGAGGCGCCCAGGUACGAGGGCGCGACAAUCGGGUUGUUGGUUGGUUACAGUAUUAAGACCGGAUGUCACCUUGCUUUGCUCGGUUACAUGUUCUUCACUAACAAGCGUCGCAACCGAGUAUAUGGCCCACCAAAUAAGGAGGCAAGUGACGAGGCUGGAAUGCGUGAUCAGACUGAGUUUAUGAACAAGAACUUUAGAUAG
Messenger RNA from Bipolaris zeicola 26-R-13, 1524 nucleotides. RefSeq lists its product as uncharacterized. The transcript has 12 exons. Gene Ontology annotation, cellular component: plasma membrane. NCBI's taxonomy places the organism in Eukaryota, Fungi, Ascomycota, Dothideomycetes, Pleosporales, Pleosporaceae. Gene Ontology annotation, molecular function: allantoate transmembrane transporter activity; dipeptide transmembrane transporter activity. The record is from RefSeq and is a predicted model, not a curated record. Gene Ontology annotation, biological process: dipeptide transport; tripeptide transport; transmembrane transport. The coding region runs from base 1 to 1524 and encodes 507 amino acids.